AUGUCAAUUAUCAAUGAUUCCAUUGAGAAGAUUAGGGAUAAUGUUUCCUUUUGGGUUGGAACACCUAAGAGGGAAGAAAAAUUUAUUGAGGCUUGUGAACAAUUGGAAAUUCCUUAUUCAAAGAAACUUAGGAUGGAUUGUAGAACUAGAUGGAAUUCAACUUAUUUAAUGCUUGUUUCUGCAUUGCCAUAUCUUGAAGUUUUCAAGCGUUUGACUCAACGAGAGCCUCAAUAUAAGUCAUUGCCAAGUGAUGAUGAUUGGAAAAUGGCAACCGAGAUUUGUGAGAAGUUGGAAAUCUUUUAUGAAGUUAUUGAGUUAUUUUCGGGUAUGACUGACAGUAUGAUUCCCAAGUUUGAGAAGUAUUGGGGCAUGAUCAAUGGGGUGAUGGCAAUAGGGGUUAUUUUGGACCCUAGGUUGAAAAUGAAGUUGCUAAAUUAUUUUUUCCCUCUCAUGUAUGGAAAUGAAAGCACAAAUCAAUUGAAUAAGGUGACAAAAUUAUUAGAAGAUUUGGUUUCUGAAUAUCAAUCUAGGGAAAAGAGGACUACUUCUAUUUCCACUUCAUCUUCAAUAGUGCCUAGUUUGGAUAAUAAUGGUGGAAAGGUUGAUUGGAGUUCUGACUUUUUAAAAUAUGUUCAAGAAACUUCUUCUGGUGAUUGUGUUAAAUUUGAAUUGGAUUUAUACUUGGAGGAGUCUGUAUUGUUUAAUAAAUCAAAUAUUAGUAACUUUGACAUUUUGGGAUAUUGGAAAAACAUUGAAGUCAAGUAUCCUACUUUGCAAAGGAUUGCUAAAGACUUUCUAGCUAUUCCAAUCUCAACGGUUGCUUCAGAGUCUGCAUUUAGCAUUGGUGGACAAUUUCUGACUCCACAUCGUAGCAAAUUAAAUGAAGACACUGUUGAGGCAUUGAUAUCCAAUGAUGAGUCCUGUGAAAGUAGUGAUACCAAGGACCUGGAUGUUGACUUUGAGCAACUAAUAAAUUAA
Messenger RNA from Glycine soja, 978 nucleotides. Its product is annotated as zinc finger BED domain-containing protein DAYSLEEPER-like. The transcript is spliced from 3 exons. Lineage: Eukaryota; Viridiplantae; Streptophyta; Magnoliopsida; Fabales; Fabaceae. Gene Ontology annotation, molecular function: DNA binding; protein dimerization activity. The coding region runs from base 1 to 978 and encodes 325 amino acids. The record is from RefSeq and is a predicted model, not a curated record.